This is a messenger RNA of Helobdella robusta, 585 nucleotides long. RefSeq lists its product as hypothetical. The coding region runs from base 1 to 585 and encodes 194 amino acids. Gene Ontology annotation, molecular function: histone binding. Lineage: Eukaryota; Metazoa; Annelida; Clitellata; Rhynchobdellida; Glossiphoniidae. The record is from RefSeq and is a predicted model, not a curated record. The transcript has 3 exons.
AUGGGUCGAAAAAGAGUUGUUGAAAGAAAAAAAGGAGCAGUGUUAUCAGAAUCUACGAAUAGGAAAGGCAUUAGAAAAGUGGGAGACUUGCAAUACCAUACAGUAUCUGGAGAUGACACAGUUGGAUUCACAGUAGAUAAACUACCCUAUGCAAUUGAAAUCGGAUUGUCAUACAGCAACGUUCAAUUGACACUGGAGAGAAAAAUAUCACCUGUAAGAGACGAUCAUAAACGGCUGUUCUUGAUUUUUGCCCAUGACGGAUCUGAUUUCAUACAUCAUCCAACUGAUCAUGAAAUAGAUCAAGAUCAAGUAAACUUCUGCUUGCAGUUCCUAAAAGAACAGUAUCUGAAAUUAGACCAGCUCCAAAUGGAACGACUGACCUACCUGGAGGAGGAAAAGAUCCAACCUGGGGACAAGAGGAAGAGGAAGGAGGUCGACUACUCGGACACACUCACCGAGAAGCAGUGGCUCAGGGUCAGUUGGUCUGGAGAAAUGGUUGCAGUUGGUCUGGGGGGAGGGUUGCAGUUGGUCUGGAGUGAUGGUUGCAGUUGGUCUGGAGUGAUGGUUGCAGUUGGUCUGGAGUGA